CAUAUAUUUGAUUUUCAAAUAAUCCAUUGAGCCGUGUGAAAAUGAAGCGGGCGGUUGUUUUGUUCUCAGCCCUGGUGUUGGCAGUGUACUCACUACCUUUCAGUUUACCAGAGCCCGGGCAGCUGGCCUUGUUACUUAGUGAAGAUGAUUUUGAAGACUAUUUGGACACAUGGCUUGAAAUUGAAGGAACAAAACAGGCAAAUAUCCUAAGAAGUUCAAAUCGCAAUGGUUGUUCAAUAAGGGUUAACGGAGAUCUUGGCCAACCCCAGCCAGUAUACUUACAAGGAAACAAUUACCUCAUACCCAGUGGUAAUACAGGAAUCAUUCACCUUAAUACAGGUGAGCAGGUGUACCUAGCAUGCACUGGCUCCAACCGCCUUCUUAGGCAUCCUAAUAUAUCUGCCUCUACUGCUACCGGCACUGCAACAUGCGUGAACAACUCAUUAGUAUCUGGCGCUGGAUGGUUAAAUGGACACGGAGAGUUUGGUCAGAUCACAUGUUCUUCGCAUUCGGAGCAUAAUGCUGAGGGGACGCCACAAAGAUGCUAUAAUAAUAAUUUAGUUAUACGGGUGGGCUUCAUUGUUCAUGGAGUUUUCUAUCCACUGUACUGGUCUUGCUUUGAUCAAUAUCGUUUAGAAGUAUUGUACGUGUGGUAUGAACAGAAUCCUCAGAACGCCGCACAUCAAACCAGCGUGGAUCGACCUAAUUGGUUAGCUGGCAGUUUCUUCCCUGGUGUGUCGGUCAAUAACAUGUACACGCAAGCUCAACAAAAGACCACUAUCGCCAAACUAGUAGGCACUGAUUUGGCCAACAAAUAUAUUACAAGUACACAAUAUCUAGCCCGCGGUCAUCUCGCAGCUAAGACAGAUUUCAUUUACGCGACCGGACAACGCGCUACGUUCUACUUUAUUAACUCUGCCCCCCAAUGGCAACCAUUUAACGCUGGGAACUGGAACUGGCUUGAACAAAAUCUUCGUAAACGUAUCGGAGAGGCGGGCUACAAUACCAUUGUAUACACGGGAACAUUUGGCGUUACACAGCUACGUGCCCAAAACAACCAACUUGUGGACAUUUACUUGUAUUAUGACGUCAAUAACAAUCCUCAGAUUCCAGUGCCACUUUACUAUUAUAAGGUCGUGUACGAUUCUUCUCGACGUAUAGGCACUGCAUUUGUCGGCGUCAACAAUCCAUAUUAUACUGAAUCAGAGAUGAGGACUCUGCAGUUCUGCACCGAUCGGUGUAGGAAUAAUUCUGCAUUUAACUGGAUCGGCUGGCAACCCGACCGUAUCGACCUCGGCUACAGUUUCUGUUGCACAAUUAAUGACUUUAGAAGAGUGGUUCCCCAUCUACCUAGCUUUACUGUAAAUGGACUAUUGUCAUAAAAUGUCAAAUAUAAAUUACGAGAUUAUGUUUGAUUACGUUCUGGUAAUCCAGAAGGAAACUUGGUUUUCAUAAUUUUAAAAUUUGUUUUCAAUGGGCCGACUCUACAUAUAUCCCAAUUCUACAUAAUUUCUAACUCACAAAAAUCUAUAUUACAUAACAAAUAGAAAUACAAUAAAUGA
This is a messenger RNA of Manduca sexta (tobacco hornworm), 1562 nucleotides long. RefSeq lists its product as uncharacterized. The coding region runs from base 42 to 1382 and encodes 446 amino acids. Gene Ontology annotation, molecular function: metal ion binding; nucleic acid binding; RNA endonuclease activity. Gene Ontology annotation, cellular component: nucleus; mitochondrial inner membrane. Gene Ontology annotation, biological process: apoptotic DNA fragmentation. The record is from RefSeq and is a predicted model, not a curated record. The transcript is spliced from 7 exons. Lineage: Eukaryota; Metazoa; Arthropoda; Insecta; Lepidoptera; Sphingidae.